This is a messenger RNA of Pistacia vera, 2133 nucleotides long. Its product is annotated as arabinosyltransferase XEG113. Lineage: Eukaryota; Viridiplantae; Streptophyta; Magnoliopsida; Sapindales; Anacardiaceae. Bases 168 to 2093 code for a protein of 641 amino acids. The transcript has 13 exons. The record is from RefSeq and is a predicted model, not a curated record. Gene Ontology annotation, molecular function: arabinosyltransferase activity. Gene Ontology annotation, cellular component: Golgi apparatus. Gene Ontology annotation, biological process: cell wall pectin biosynthetic process.
UAAAACCAACCCACCUAAUUCAGUGACUCAGUCCUUACUUAGAUUCAAUUACAUAUUCAUCAAAACAAAGAAACUGCAUCCAAGUUUAGGACUUAUACUUCUCUCAAUGUCAAUGAAGCUCGCAAUUUGAUCAUAAAUUUUGUAUCUUUUCAAUCAGAAUAAUCACAAUGAGUGAUUGGAGAAACUGGUACCAAGAGGUUGCGAAUUCGAAGCCAUUGUUCAAAACGAUCUACACAACUGUGAUUAUCGGGAUAUUAGUUUCUGCCUUUUAUGUUUUCUCCGCCAUUAACUCCUCUAAGUCACCCACCACUGCCUCCUUCACAAGUUGGCUUUCUUCUCCUUCUCCUGGUUCCUAUGUAGAUUCUUCUCACUUAAGUCUAACACCCAAUUUUUCCCGUACAACAAUGGCAAUGGGUGCAAUACCACCACCUGUAUCUCAACCUCAAAGCAAAUUGACAACGCCUAUAUGGGAGGUUCCAAAAACCAAAAAAAUGCCACCUCUGAAGACCUUUCGGCUGACAAAAGAACUCAUUGAACAAAGGGCAGAAGAUAAUGUCAUAAUAAUGACUUUUGGUAACUAUGCAUUCAUGGAUUUCAUCCUGACUUGGGUUAAACACUUGACAGAUUUGGGCCUCUCAAAUCUCAUCGUUGGUGCUAUGGAUACCAAACUGGUGGAGGCUUUGUAUUGGAAAGGUGUUCCAGUAUUUGAUAUGGGAAGCCAUAUGAGCACCCUAGAUGUUGGCUGGGGUUCACCAUCUUUUCAUAAAAUGGGCAGAGAGAAAGCAAUUCUGAUAGACUCAGUACUUCCUUUUGGUUUUGAGCUAUUGAUGUGUGAUACAGACAUGGUCUGGUUGAAGAAUCCACUUCCAUAUCUUGCUCGGUAUCCUGAUGCAGAUAUCUUAACCUCAAGCGAUAAUGUUGUACCAACAGUUGUUGAUGAUAGGUUGGACAUUUGGCAACAAGUUGGUGCAGCUUAUAAUGUAGGAAUUUUCCAUUGGCGGCCAACGGAGUCUGCAAAGAAAUUGGCUGAGGAAUGGAAACAAAUGCUUCUAGGUGAUGACACAAUAUGGGAUCAAAAUGGAUUUAAUGAUCUUGUUCGCAGGCAGUUAGGACCAUCUGUUAUUGGGGACAGUGAACUUGCUUAUGCUUAUGAUGGAAAUUUAAAGCUAGGUGUUCUGCCAGCAAGUAUAUUUUGUAGUGGGCAUACUUAUUUUGUCCAGGCCAUGUAUCAACAACUCAGGUUGGAGCCAUAUGCAGUACAAACUACAUUCCAGUAUGCAGGCACUGAUGGAAAGCGUCACCGACUGCGGGAAGGCAUGGUUUUUUAUGAUCCACCUGAAUAUUAUGAUUCACCUGGAGGUUUCUUGUCAUUUAAGCCAUCUAUUCCAAAGAGCAUGUUACUGGAUGGGGAGCAUAAUCUAGAAUCUCACUUAACUCUUAUGAAUUACCAAAUGAAACAAAUAAGGACUGCCCUGGCUAUUGCUUCAUUGUUGAAUCGUACACUGGUCAUGCCAAAACUUUGGUGCAGGUUGGAUAGGCUAUGGUUUGGACAUCCUGGGGUUCUGGUGGGGUCUAUGACUAGACAACCUUUUGUCUGUCCUUUGGACCAUGUAUUUGAGAUAAAUGUGAUGCUGCAGGAGAUGCCAGUGGAGGAUUUUGGCCCUGGCAUUGGUAUUAGAGAGUAUUCGUUUUUUGACAAUCCAUCGGUGCCAAAACAGGUGAAAGAGUCAUGGCUUGAAGUUCAUCUUUGUCAAGACGGAGUAGAUGAUUGUCAUGCAUCAAACAAUACAACCCAGCCUGGAGUACUCAGAUUUCCAAGACUUAGCAGUGAAGAAACGUUCAAGACAGUUUUCUCCUCUUUCAAGGAUGUCAAAGUCGUUCAGUUUUCUUCGAUGCAAGAUGCUUUCAUAGGUUUCACUGACAAGACAAGAGACAAGAAAUUCAGGAAUCGUGUCAAACGGUAUGUUGGCAUAUGGUGCUGUGUGGAGAACCAGACCCCUGGACACAUAUAUUAUGACAUGUACUGGGACGAGAAACCUGGGUGGAAACCAGUCCCACCUCAAAAGUCAGACGAUGAUCACCCGCCUUGGUGAGGCCUAACAUCAUGAGGAUAUUGAUAAGAUUUUCUAUCAC